Sinocyclocheilus grahami is the source of this 467-nucleotide messenger RNA. Its product is annotated as MRG/MORF4L-binding protein-like. The record is from RefSeq and is a predicted model, not a curated record. Gene Ontology annotation, cellular component: NuA4 histone acetyltransferase complex; nucleus. Lineage: Eukaryota; Metazoa; Chordata; Actinopteri; Cypriniformes; Cyprinidae. The transcript is spliced from 2 exons. Bases 133 to 459 code for a protein of 108 amino acids. Gene Ontology annotation, biological process: regulation of transcription by RNA polymerase II.
ACUUUUUUUCUCCAAAUAGGUAAACACUUGAUGAAACCACACAAUCGAUCUAAAAUGAUCUCUGGGUCUGUAAUGUGUCCGUGAUGGUUGUGGUGUCCUGUGGAGAUGAAGCAGUGAGGGGAGCAUCUGUAAAUGUGUCACUGCAGAAACAUGGGGGAAGCAGAGACUGUGCCAUCCGACGAGAAACAAGCAGAACCCGGCAUCUGUACCGCCGAGGAGUCGAUUGUAUGGAGUCAAGAAGUAGAAGUCUGUCUUUUUCACGCAAUGCUGGGUCAUAAACCCGUAGGAGUGAAUCGCCAUUUCCACAUGAUCUGUAUUCGCGAUAAGUUCAGUCAGAACAUCGGCAGGCAGGUGUCCUCUAAAGUCAUCUGGGACCACCUGAGCACCAUGUACGACAUGCAGGCGCUGGUAAGACCACUCCACUCCUGCCUGCUUGGGAUGAUAAGGUUUAUUUUAUGAUAUGCAUU